AUGGCCUCUAACGACCCCGGCCUCGCACAGCUGGGCGCAGAAGCGAACGAGCCCAUAAAAGGAGCAGUCCACGGAUCGUUCGACCUUGAAGGUGCCGAAUGUCCAGUUGCGCCCGAUCAAUUAGACGAACGCUUUGAGACCUCGCGCUGGGAAAUUUGGUCUUGGUACCUAUACUACGUUGGAGCUAACGGAUUGUCCUUGUUUAACUUCGGGCCGACUGCCUUCCAGAAUCUCCUAUACCAGCAAGCUGGAGAUAGCGAGAUCUUGCACUUCCUAGGGUCCGACCGCUCCAUCAACUCAAUUGUCCUGCUAAGCAAUGGCAUAUCCUUCGCCAUACAGGUUGUUCUGUUCUUGAUUUUGGGAUCCUACGCAGACUUUGGCACUCUUCGCUCCAAGAUUCUAAUCGGACUUUCGAUUGUUGCAUAUGCAAUUGGCUUUGGAUGGCUAGGGGUUCACGACCCAUCUCAGUGGCAAAUUGGAACCGGCCUCUACAUCGUAGGCCUCAUUGGAUAUCAACUCACCUUGUCUUUUUGGAGUGCUGCGUUUCCAGGACUGGCCAGAAACACGAGAGAAAUUCGAGAAAAGGCACGGGAUUGUGCAGAUGGUACUAUAACACGCGAACAGUACGAUCAUUUCGACAGCAUGAAGAGGAACGAGCUGAGCAAUGUCGCCUUCUACGUCCAAUCCUGUGGCGAAAUGAUCAUUCUGGCUAUAAUUGUUGGCAUCAUGUUCGCAAUGCGUGUAGACGAAAGCACCGCGAACAACAACUAUGGAUUAUCUGUCCUCAUUGCCUUCAGCAGUGGUGUAUGGCUGCUCCUCUCGGUUCCCUGGUUUUUCAUGGAAAAGAAACGACCUGGCAUGCAAGUGCAUGGGUCGAUCUUGGUUGCUGGUGUUUCACAACUUUGGUACGCCGUCACGCAGAUCUGGCAACUCCGACAAUCUUUCUGCUACCUCAUUGGAUACUUCUUGCUAGGAGACUCACUCAACACAAUCGUGACGGUGAUUGGCACUCUGCAGAAUGCUGUGGUGACUUACAACACUCUCGAGCUAACAUAUCUUCUUCUGGUCGGUAUUGCUGCUCAAGCGGUGGGAAUUGGUGCAUUUUGGUAUGUACAAAAGCGCUAUGGGCUAUCUACAAAGACAAUGUUCAAUGUUGUUGCCAUUGGUAUAAUUUGCCUAGCGGCUUGGGGUAUCAUAGGCAUUUUCUCACAGGUCAAAAUUGAGUUUUGGUUCUACCAGGUUUUCUACGGCCUCUUUGUGUGCCCUUGGUACUCAUACUCAUUAGUCAUGAUUAGCGAGGUCUGCCCAAGAGGGAAAGAAUACCUGUUCUUCAGUCUGUUCUCAAUGGUCGGAAAGACAUCAGCCUUUAUUGGUCCUCUUGUCUCGUCAGCGAUUAUUGAUGCGAGCCCUUCGCACAAUAACAGCACGCCCUUCUAUUUUUUGCUUGCCCUCAGUUUGGUCAGCUUUUUAUUCAUUUUCUUCUUCGUCGAUCUGAGCAAGAGUCAAGUUGAGCAAGCCGAGUUCUUGCGCAAGGAGAAAGAGUCUCGCGGUAAGGCUACAUAG
Aureobasidium namibiae CBS 147.97 is the source of this 1563-nucleotide messenger RNA. Its product is annotated as MFS general substrate transporter. Lineage: Eukaryota; Fungi; Ascomycota; Dothideomycetes; Dothideales; Saccotheciaceae. Gene Ontology annotation, molecular function: transmembrane transporter activity. The transcript is spliced from 10 exons. The record is from RefSeq and is a predicted model, not a curated record. Bases 1 to 1563 code for a protein of 520 amino acids.